AUGGUUAGAUCAGAUAGAGGAAAAGAAUCAGUGGAUGUAGUAAAUGCACCUUGCAAGAACAUAGCUGACUUUUUUGAAUCUUGGUUGGAAACUUAUGUGAUAAUUUCAGACAGAGAGAGGAAAAGCAUUAGUGGAUACACCUUUACAACAAUUUUUUUGAAUCCCAGUUUGAAAAG
Molecule: messenger RNA, 176 nt
Organism: Dentiscutata heterogama
Lineage: Eukaryota; Fungi; Glomeromycota; Glomeromycetes; Diversisporales; Gigasporaceae
Source: the annotation of a GenBank genome assembly